AUGCUUCGCGUUGGUAGAGAACAGAUACGGGCAGUUACUCGAGUUCCGAUUAUCACGAGACCGAGUGUUCCCGCAGAAAAUUCGCAGUUUAUUAUACUCUCUGGCUGGGCUGGAGCCCGCCCGAAAACACUGAAACGAUAUGCCGAAAUGUACGAAGAAAUGGGCCACUCUUCCGUUAUGGUCGGAGUGGACCUGACUGCGGUCAAAAACAGUGAAAAGGGUGCGGCCCUUGCGAAGCAGCAAACCUUCUGGGACGAAAACGAGCGAGCCAUGUACACAGAAAUGAUGGAAGAAUACAUGAAACCGUUGUGGGAAGAGCAUCCCGAUUUGGAGAAAGUUUCCCCAAUCGUGCAUACCUUUUCGAAUAACGGAAUUCAAACCUGGUUUAAUUUGACGGACGUUUUUCAGCCGCACAAGGGAGUGAUAUUUGAUUCCGGCCCUGCUUGUCCACCUGAUUGGGACGUGCCAGGAAAAAUUUUUAGGCUCAACAAUCCGAAUGCCCCGCUUAUGAUCAAAAUCGCGGUCACUUUAGUAAUGAACAGUGCUUACAGUUUUCGUGGCUUGGCAAAAUACAAGAAAGAAGGAAUGCUGAUUCCUGACGACUUGAUGGCAAUGAUUCCACCUCAAAUAGGAACCGCGCCAAGUUUAUUUAUCGCUGCUGAACACGACACACUCACUCCGCCUUCUUCCGUUGAAAAAGAACGAAAUCGAACCAGGGAUUUCGGCUUGUCGACGACGGAGUAUCAUGUGCUCAAUGGAGGACAUUGCACGAUGCUGAGGGAUGAUGGAGAAAAUUAUAAAAGAGUCAUUGAGAACUGGAUAAAAACACUUGAUAAAUAA
Oikopleura dioica is the source of this 840-nucleotide messenger RNA. Lineage: Eukaryota; Metazoa; Chordata; Appendicularia; Copelata; Oikopleuridae. The record is from the annotation of a GenBank genome assembly.